Papaver somniferum (opium poppy) is the source of this 2481-nucleotide messenger RNA. Its product is annotated as U-box domain-containing protein 15-like. The record is from RefSeq and is a predicted model, not a curated record. Gene Ontology annotation, biological process: protein ubiquitination; cell surface receptor signaling pathway. Gene Ontology annotation, cellular component: nucleus; cytoplasm. Gene Ontology annotation, molecular function: ubiquitin-protein transferase activity; protein binding. The transcript has 4 exons. NCBI's taxonomy places the organism in Eukaryota, Viridiplantae, Streptophyta, Magnoliopsida, Ranunculales, Papaveraceae. Bases 220 to 2208 code for a protein of 662 amino acids.
AAAGAAAAAAAAGGUAAUCCAGUGAACCCGCGAAUUUCAAUCACAAACUCCUAAAAACCCGCCAAAUGAUCACCAGGCAAGAAUAGAAAGACCCAACUAACUCUCAGAAUUUCAUGGAAAUUGGGGGUUAGGGUUUUCAUUAUUCUUACCAUUUCUCAAUCUGUCUCAACUUUCUGAAAAAAAAUCUGUUCUUUCUUUUUCAGAAUUUCUAGUUUUGUAAUGGAAGGGCAAAUUUUGAUUCCACCACCUCCUCCACCGGGAGGAGGAGGAGAAAGCAAGGAAAGAAAUUUAACAAAUGGAUCAUCAAAUGGAGGAGGGGGAGGAGGAGGAGGAGGAUUAUCAAAUGAAGAAAUUACUGUUGUUCAGGAAAUGAUUGAUUUGAUUGAAGCCGUUGGAUUAUACGGUGAUUAUCGAAGAUCACAGAGGAAAGAUUCGUAUAAUUUAGUUAGAAGAAUGAAACUAUUAAUACCACUUUUAGAAGAGAUUAAAGAGAUUGAAAAUCCAAUUCCUGAAGAUGCAUUGAAUUGUUUGAGUAAUUUGAAAAAAUCACUUGUUUGUGCUAAAAAAUUGCUCAAGACUUGUAAUGAAGGCAGCAAGAUUUACUUGGCAUUUGAUAGUGAAGGAAUAAUGGUGAGAUUUCAUGGGUGUUAUGAUAAAAUCAGCGUGGCUUUGGAUGAAAUUCCUUUUGAUGAGCUCAAUGUCUCGGAUGAAGUUAAGGAGCAGGUGGAGUUAAUGCGAACGCAGCUUAAAAGAGCAAAGAGACGGACGGAUACCCAAGAUAUAGAACUUGCAAUGGAUAUGAUGGUUGUGUUUUCAAAAAAGGACGAUCGAAAUGCAGACAGUGCUAUACUUGAAAGACUAGCAAAGAAGUUGGAGCUACAUACAUUGCCUGACUUGAGGGCGGAAACUGUAGCUGUCAGGAAACUAGUUAAGGAGAGGAAUGGGCAACAGGCUGAGAGUACUCAGCAGAUUAUAGAUCUUCUUGGUAAAUUUAAACAGGUUGCUGGACUUGAAGAAACAGAUGACGUCCUUGCUGAUGUUCCUAUGCCGAAAACUCUUGAGAAGUGCCAGUCUUUGGCAAUUCCUAACGAGUUCCUAUGCCCUAUCACAUUAGAAAUCAUGACAGAUCCCGUCAUUGUUGCAUCAGGACAGACUUACGAGAGGGAAAGCAUAAAUAAGUGGUUUGAGUCUAACCAUAGAACCUGCCCGGCGACAAGGCAGAAUCUGCCUCACUUAUCUGUAGCUCCAAAUUUUGCUCUUCGCAACCUAAUUCUUCAAUGGUGUGAGAAAAACAAUUUCCAACUGCCAAAAAAGGAGGCUAGUGCAGAUGUCGAAGAAACUACGUCUGAACAGCAGGAGGAAAUCGUUGCCUUGAUUCAAAAUCUUUCUUCCACGCAGCUGGAUGAGCAGAGACGCGCUGCAAAAAAGAUACGCAUGCUCUCGAAAGAGAACCCCGAGAACAGGGUUAUGAUUGCAAAUGCUGGAGGAAUCCCACCUCUGGUUCAACUCUUAUCUUAUCCAGACUCUAAGAUCCAAGAGCAUACUGUAACAGCUCUACUGAAUUUGUCACUUGAUGAUUCAAACAAGAGAACUAUAGCUACAGAAGGAGCAAUUCCAGCUAUAAUUGAAGUGUUGCAAAAUGGUAAAAUUGGAGCUAGAGAGAAUUCUGCAGCUUGUUUAUUCAGUUUGUCCAUGCUCGACGAGAAUAAAGUUGCAAUCGGCUCCAUGAAUGGAAUUCCACCCUUGGUAGAUCUAUUACAGCAUGGGACCAUCAGAGGUAAAAAAGAUGCUGCAACAGCGCUCUUUAACCUCUCUCUUAACCAAGUAAACAAGGCUAGGGCAAUCAAAGCAGGUGCUCUUAAACCGUUACUUCAGUUACUUGUAGAUAAGAACUUGGGCAUGGUUGACGAAGCUCUCUCCAUCUUGUUACUCCUCGUAUCACACCCAGAAGGCAGAAGUGCAAUUGGGCAGCUCUCCUUCAUUGAAACUCUAGUUGACUUCAUCAGAGAAGGAACUCCCAAGAACAAGGAAUGUGCAGUAUCCGUUCUGCUAGAGUUGGGAUUGAGUAAUUCAUCUUUUGUUUUGGCGGCACUUCAGUAUGGUGUAUAUGAGCACUUAAAUGAGCUUGCAAGGAGUGGAACAAACAGAGCUCAAAGAAAAGCAAAUUCUUUAUUACAGCAUAUGAGCAAGUGUGAACACAUUCCCUGACCUUUCGAGGCUCGGGGUUAUUAGUAGUAGAAAUCGAGUUUUGAGGGUCUACCAGCAACAACAGCAACAGCAGCAACAGGAAUACAACUAAUAUAAUUUUAUACCAAAAUGUGGUAACCUCAGUAUGUAUCCUUAGCUCCCGAUAUUGGAUGUUGAUAUCUGCCUUUAUCAAAAAACAAAGAAAAAUAUUGUAAUUUUGUUAUCAAGUUUUGGUUGCAAGUAAACUGAGUUCUUCGUGAAAAGAAAGUUGUUAAACGAGAUUUGUUCAUGACA